AUGUUGAACAACACAGUGACUGACACGACGUCCUCCGAUGAGGGACGCGACGAAGAAAGCGCUAUGUACAAUGGCAAGCCUCAAGACGGGCAGGAACCGUUGCAUAUCCUUGUGACAGACUUGCAAGAGAAAAUGUUUACUAUGGAGACAAAGUUGAAACGAUAUGAAGACCAAGGAGUUCGAAAGCGACCAUCAACUUCGAGGCCUUCCCUCAAAGAAGCCCCCAUGUUUGCAAGUUCGAUGUCAAUGGGAAUGGACUUGGACCCAAUGGACGAGGAAGAAGACGACGAAGACGAGGUUAGGGCCUUUCCACACAGUACAGUCUCAUUCCUCUUGCUCGCAAAAUGGCCACUGUGUGGGCACAGUCCACCUGAGGAUGCGCUAGAAUGCAGUCAACAAGGACAUGUCCUCAGAGCAAAGCAUCGAUCUCGUGACUAUAUGUGUCUUCCAUUUUGGUUAUCAUCGGGAAUUGUAGCAUUGCAAGCUGGGAUUUAUACUCUUGCGUUAUAUGAUGCAAUAGAUAUCACCAAUCCCAAAAACCCACUCAAAAUACCUGUCAAUGUAGAUCCCUUUACUCGCACUGCUGAGCUGAUUGCCGUUGUGAUCACGGUGUACACACAAAACAACAUUUUCCAGGGUCUCGAUCUCUUUGUACAAAAUUUCAAGUAUAUCCGUGAGGUGCCAGGUGUGACAGUAUACAAGUACUACCUCGCAGCCUUGACGCAAGUCAACGUCGGUAUCUUUGGUAUCUUUGUAACAUUCUUGAUCAUUAUGCAAUCUGAAGAAGUCGUGGACCUGUUGCUGAAUUUCACCGCCAUGGAAUUUGUAGCCAGCCUCGAUGACGCAGCGUUUGUGUUGGCUUGGAGAGGUUUCUUUGGAAGGGCCAUGAAGGACACGGCAAGCGUUGUUGCUGAAGUGAAGUACACCCCGAAGGAUAAGCACAAGUGGCUGCGAAAGUGGCCACUCUUCGUUGUACUCUUGGUUUUGAUGGGGUGUUAUGCUCUGAUCCGAAUAAUGCAGGACAAUCGCAUAUUUGGAGACAAUGAAAUUUAUAUCCAGCUGCACGACGAUGCCAUUCCAUGGCUUUCAACGUUGUCUGGAAUGUAUUUUGGUUGCUAUCUUUCCGAUUAUAGCGAUGUGAGAGAUAGAACCGAUUCAAGUGUUGGGCGAAUCAU
Molecule: messenger RNA, 1175 nt
Organism: Cylindrotheca closterium
Lineage: Eukaryota; Bacillariophyta; Bacillariophyceae; Bacillariales; Bacillariaceae
Source: the annotation of a GenBank genome assembly